UCAGGUGAAUAAUAUUUAAUGGUGACACUAGGAUACCCACAGAUUGUUAAACAACAGCUAACUACUGACAGCAGGGGGCAGUGUAGGUCUGUUUCACCGUGGGAGUCUCCUGUACACUGACGUACUUCCGCCCAAACUUCACAAUCCAGUGGAAUUUGGGAGAGCGACAACACAUUUCAAUUUGUGAUCCUUGUGUCCAUACUGCAGCCUGCAAUCUCUGCAUCUUGGGGUUCGUCACCACCAAUACUUGACAGAAUACUCCAGCCAAAUACGAACCCCGCGGAGAUUUCGACGGCGGAGAGGCUUGACAGGAUUCUGGCGCUGAUGGCUAAAUUGAGGAAAAGUUCGGCCUCAUUUCAAGCCCUCUCCCACCCAUCCCUGUCGUCUGUGGGCCUAUCUGGGGACGUCUUGGAUCUGUCCCCUGAGGGGGCGGGGCUAUGAGUAGCUGUGCAGCUGGGGAGGCACAGCUACUUCUCACCCCAGUAGAUCUGCAACAGACGGCGCCAUCCUCUUCGGUGGGCCAGCAGACGGCGCCAUCCUCUUCGGUGGGUCAGCAGAUGGCGCCAUCAACUCCGGUGGGCCAGCAGACGGCGCCUUCAACUCCGGUGGGCCUGCAGACGGCGCCAUCAACUCCAGUGGGCCUGCAGACGGCGCCAUCAACUCCGGUGGGCCUUCAGACGGCGCCAUCAACUCCGGUGGGCCUGCAGACGCCACCAUCAACUUUGGUGGGCCUGCAGACGCCACCAUCAACCUGGCCACACCUGGUGUCAAUCAGCUGGCUGCUAUUUAGACCUGCAUUGCCCUCCAGUCAGUGCUGGAGUAUUGUUGCUGUAUGCUGUGGACUACUAGCUGUAUGCUACUAGCUGUAAGCUGUGGACUGCUUGCUGUCUCCAGUUCUCCCUGGUUCCUCGUCUCUUGUGAGCUGUUCCCUGGUUCCUGAUUCUUGUUCCUGUUUGCUGUCUCCUG
Molecule: messenger RNA, 966 nt
Organism: Entelurus aequoreus (snake pipefish)
Lineage: Eukaryota; Metazoa; Chordata; Actinopteri; Syngnathiformes; Syngnathidae
Product: merozoite surface protein CMZ-8-like
Exons: 2
Coding region: 438-863 (141 amino acids)
Source: RefSeq, a predicted model, not a curated record